Cyanidioschyzon merolae strain 10D is the source of this 3201-nucleotide messenger RNA. Its product is annotated as 2-oxoglutarate dehydrogenase, E1 component. The transcript has a single exon. Gene Ontology annotation, biological process: tricarboxylic acid cycle. Bases 1 to 3201 code for a protein of 1066 amino acids. Gene Ontology annotation, molecular function: oxoglutarate dehydrogenase (succinyl-transferring) activity; thiamine pyrophosphate binding. The record is from RefSeq and is a predicted model, not a curated record. Lineage: Eukaryota; Rhodophyta; Bangiophyceae; Cyanidiales; Cyanidiaceae. Gene Ontology annotation, cellular component: oxoglutarate dehydrogenase complex; mitochondrion.
AUGCUUCGUGUCGUUCGGGCCCUGAACCCGAUUCUGUUCCGUUCAUUGUCUCCAACAGGUGUUAGCAAGCGACUGCUGGGGCUAACUGGCUGUAACGUGUUGGGUGCUCGUUUGUUGAGCACUGCUAGCGCCAGCAGUAGCAGUGAUGCAGCGACAGGCGCAGCAGCAGCAGCAGCAGCGGCAACAGCUGCGCAGACGACGCACCGUCAACCUACGUUAGCUGAAUCUGGCCUUUCUAGUGCUGAGGACUUUCUUAAUGGAACCAAUGCAAACGUGCUGGAAGAGAUGUACGAGUUGUGGCUCCGAGAGCCCUCCAAAGUCCACGGCAGCUGGCAGGCGUUCUUCCGUAAUAUCGAGACGGGUGCCCCGUUAGGCCAAGCGACAAGCUUGCUCAGCCGGCCUCAGCGGGAGCGCAUCUCCCGUGCGGCACCUUCGGUAACCGCAGGUCGGGACGUUCUGGAGGUUGCGCGGGACACAGUGCGAGUUAUGUCGAUGAUUCGCGCCUUUCGCCACCGCGGUCACCUGGUCGCCAACCUGGAUCCACUGAACCUGUCUCAGGCAAGCGGUCACGUUGUAGCCGGUGCGCACGAGGAGUCUGCAUUGAGUCCAGCGAGAGUGCGCUACGAUUUGGAUCCCGUCUCCUACGGUUUCACUGAAGCGGACAUGGAUCGAAUUUUCUACGUAGGCGGUGACUUGCCGGGGCGUCCGCUGCGAACCUUGCGUGAGAUUCACAGCAUGCUGAAGAAUGCAUAUUGUGGAACCAUCGGCUUCGAAUACCGCCACAUGCUCAGCAAAGAGGAAAAAGACUGGAUCGCAUCACGGGUGGAGGUGUUCGGCCCGAUGUUUCGUUUCACACCGGAAGAGAAGCGACAAAUUUGGAACUUCACAGCGGAAGCGGAGCUAUUUGAAAAAUUCCUUUCCUACAAGUAUGCAACUGCAAAACGUUUUGGUCUCGAGGGUGGAGAAAGCAUCAUUCCCGGCAUUCAAGCGAUGCUCUUGCGCGGCAGCGAGCUCGGUAUCGAAAACGUCAUCAUUGGCAUGCCUCAUCGUGGACGCCUGAACGUGCUGGCCCAGGUAGUGAAGAAACCGCUGGAGCAGAUCUUCCAUGAAUUUAAUCCAGACGAGAGCCGUACUCGGGUCUAUCUCGCUGGUGGAUCCGGUGACGUGAAAUACCACCUGGGCACCAGCUCAGAUCGAACCUUAGCCAACGGAAAACAGAUGCAUCUUUCUUUGGUCGCCAACCCGAGUCAUUUGGAGGCGGUAGAUCCCGUUGUAGUCGGGAAAACCCGGGCCAAGCAGUUCUUCACAUACGAUGUAGAUCGCCGCCGCACGAUGGCGCUCCUGCUGCACGGCGACGCGGCGUUCGCUGGCCAAGGCGUGGUGGCGGAAACCCUAGAACUAAGUGAUCUGCAUGACUAUACCAUCGGUGGUACGGUACACGUGAUUAUUAACAAUCAGAUUGGCUUCACCACGGACCCAAAGCAUGCACGCUCAUCACCCUACCCGACGGAUGUGGCGAAAUGUGUCGGCAUUCCGAUAUUCCACGUGAACGGCGAUGAUGUGGAGGCAGUCGUUCACGUUUUCCGCUUAGCCAUCGAGUACCGUCAACGCUUCCGCAAGGAUGUAGUGGUGGAUGUCUUCUGUUACCGCCGCCAUGGCCAUAAUGAAUUGGAUGAACCGUCUUUCACCCAGCCGCUGAUGUACAAGAAAAUAGCGGCACAUCCCACGAUCUUGCAACUGUACACGCAUCGUUUGGUGAAUGAGCAGAUUGUUCAGCCGAGCGAGGUCCAGCAGAUGCGCGACCAGCACAUGCGUCGGUACGAAAUCAGCUUCCGCAAUGCCCCGAACUGGAAACCCCGCGAUAGCGACUGGCUCGCCUCGCACUGGAAGGGAUUCAAAUCGGAGUUUCAGUUGAGUCCGAUUCGUCAGACUGGCGUCGAUCGCGAUGUGCUGAUGCGCGUUGGCCGGGCGCUUUGUCGUAUUCCGGAAAGUCUGCAUAUCCAUCCGCAUUUGAAGCGCCUCCUGGAGCAUCGCAAGCAGAUGCUCGAAGGCGAGAUCGGUAUCGACUGGGCACUCGCUGAACAGCUCGCGUUUGGAGCACUCAUGUGUGAGGGCACGCACGUGCGUCUCAGCGGCCAAGACAGCGAACGCGGGACGUUCUCCCAACGUCAUGCCGCCCUGAUCGACCAGGAUACCGAGGAGCGUUACGUGCCGCUGGAUCAUAUUGAGGGCGAUCCUCCGGGACAGUUCCGCGUGUGCAACUCCUCACUCAGCGAAUACGCUGUGCUCGGCUUCGAAGUGGGGUACUCUUUGGAAUCCCCGCGGGCACUGGUGAUGCACGAAGCUCAGUUUGGCGACUUUAUGAAUGGCGCCCAAGUGAUCAUUGAUGAAUUUAUCGCGUCUGGUGAGAAGAAAUGGCGUCGUCAGUGCGGUAUCACCAUGCUCUUACCGCACAGCUUCGGGGGCCAGGGUCCCGACCAUUCCUCCGCACGACUGGAACGCUUCCUCCAACUCGCCGACGAUGACCCGGACGAGAUCCCGGCUGAACUCGGCAUGGACAACCGUAUGCAGAUUCAGCGCGCGAACCUUCAAGUUGUGAACGCGACCACCCCGGCAAACUACUUCCACGUGCUUCGACGCCAGAUUCACCGCGACUUUCGAAAGCCCCUCAUCCUGCUGACGCCGAAAGAGCUAUUGCGCUUGCCGGAAUGCCGCUCGCCGCUCGCCGACUUUCUCACCGGCACUCGUUUCCAUCGGCUGAUCCCGGAAACGGACCCCGAGAUCGCUACCGGUGAGAAAACGCGUCGCUUGAUUUUCUGCCAGGGAAAGGUUUACUACGAGCUCGUUGCCGAGCGAAAGAAACGCCAGAUCCGGGAUGUCUCCAUUGUGCGCCUGGAGCAGAUCUCACCGUUCCCGUACGAUCGAGUUGCGGAAACGCUCAGCGCUUAUCCGAAAGCGGAACUGGUCUGGUGUCAGGAGGAACCCAAGAACGCCGGUGCUUGGUUCUAUGUGCAGCCGCGCAUCCGCACGACCCUGCGAGGUCUCAUCGACGAGGCACACGGCAAGCACCGGGUAGUGGCGUACGCUGGGCGCAAACCAGCAGCGGCACCGGCUACCGGUAUCUACACGAUCCACGUUGCCGAGCAGAAGGAGCUGAUCGAUCAGGCGCUAAGCGAUGAACCGUUGCCCGUCACCGUCUGA